AUGUACGCCAAAGGUAAAGGAGCUGUCGUCCCUUCUGAUAGUCAAGCGAGAGAAAAGUUAGCUUUAUACGUGUAUGAGUACUUGCUGCAUGUUGGCGCACAGAAAUCGGCACAGACCUUCCUGUCAGAGAUCCGAUGGGAGAAGAAUAUCACAUUAGGAGAGCCUCCUGGAUUCCUGCACUCAUGGUGGUGUGUAUUCUGGGAUCUGUACUGUGCAGCUCCAGAUCGACGGGAGACAUGUGAACAUUCCAGCGAGGCCAAGGCUUUCCACGACUAUAGUGCGGCAGCAGCUCCCAGUCCUGUGAUGGGCAACAUGCCGCCCAACGACGGCAUGCCAGGUGGACCCAUGCCUCCCGGCUUCUUUCAAGGGCCACCCGGGUCACAACCAUCACCACACUCACAGCCCCCUCCACACAACCCCAACAACCCCAUGAUGGGGCCACACGGCCAGCCUUUCAUGUCUCCACGGUACCCAGGUGGACCUCGUCCAUCACUCCGCAUGCCAAAUCAGCCUCCGGUUGGAGUCCCAGGGUCACAGCCACUCCUGCCAAACAGUUUGGACCCCACCAGACCGCAAGGACAUCCAAACAUGGGCGGUCCGAUGAGAAUGAACCCACCCAGAGGAAUGGGAGGCAUGGGCCCACAGAACUACGGCGGUGGAAUGAGGCCUCCUCCAAACUCUCUCGGCGGUCCUGGAAUGCCUGGCAUGAACAUGGGUCCAGGAGGUCGAGGGCCUUGGCCUAAUCCUAACGCAAACUCAAUAGCAUACUCGUCUUCAUCACCAGGAAACUAUGUGGGGCCCCCAGGAGGUGGCGGCCCUCCAGGAACUCCCAUCAUGCCAAGCCCAGGAGACUCAACAAAUUCCAGUGAAAAUAUUUACACAAUGAUGAAUCCAAUCGGCCCCGGUGGCAACAGACCGAAUUUCCCAAUGGGGCCGGGGCCUGACGGUCCGAUGGGUGGAAUGGGAUCGAUGGAGCCGCACCAUAUGAAUGGGUCUUUAGGCUCGGGUGAUAUGGAUGGGAUGCCAAAGAACUCUCCGAACAACAUGGCAGGUAUGAACAAUCCCCCAGGAACUCCGCGGGACGACGGGGAGAUGGCAGGCAACUUCUUAAACCCAUUCCAAAGUGAAAGUUAUUCACCCAACAUGACGAUGAGUGUGUGAUUCUUCUUUUUUUUAAUUUUGUUUUUAUUUAAUUUUUUUUUAACCCAUCCCCCAUCCCACUUCCUGUUCUCCUCGUCUCUGCUGUGUUCGGCAUGUUGUUGCUUUUUUUUUUCCGUUUGAUCUUCAACUCCCCACAACUCCCUCAAACACCCUGGGCUGGCGCGGAGGCACCCUUCAGCGCCCGACGUGGCCACAGAGCGAAGGACGCCCAGUACAAAGCCGAAAGAAAGCAGGCAUCGAGCCUUCUGAUGGACUCAACCUGCCUGUCUGGCUUCGUCACUGGAUCGGGACGCUAAGGGCCCCCAAAUGAACCACCGUGUGUGUAUGUGUUUGUACAUGUGCGUGUGCCAGGAAGACACUUCAUAACUAGCUGCUCAUCAGCAUCAUGGCUGGUGGCCUUAUUUCAGCCCUAUUUUCUCUCUCUUUUUUUUCAGCAAUGAAACACUGAAACCUGCGGUUGUUUUGAUUGCUGUGUACAUUUUAAAAUGGAAAAAGCUAAACUGGUGACGCUAGGGGCAGGAAUGGUCUCAUUACAAUAUAUUUGUAUAUUAUUGAUAUUAUUGUUAUAAUUUUCAUAAUUGCUAUGAUGAUGAUGAUGAUGAUGUACUCAUAAUUUUAUGGAUUUUCCUGUAAAGGGCACAUUUGUAUCUCAACAACAUCAAUGACAGAAUAAGCACACAUUCAAAUGCACAAUGACACUUCUGUUUACAUGAUUUUAGGUCUUCGUUUUGUCUUCGUUUGAGUUUGUUUCGUCAGAUAUCUACAUAUACCUCUUCCUGUGUUCUGAUGUCAUCACUACCGAGAUCUACAACCUCAGUUUUUGUGUCUCUUUCAGCAAAGUGGCUACAGUCACUGGUUUAAUGCACCCGUCGGCACUGUAUUUAAAGAUUGGAGUUCAUUCUGAAGUCUAAAAGGGUGACAUUGCAUAUUCACUGCCAUCCAUUCUUGCUUUGGUCAAUAACAUAUUUUACUAUCUGUUUCUAGAUGAUUUGCCGCUGAUAGCUACAAUAUCAUCCCUGUUCAUUGUAAUUUUGCCACUACGUGUUUACCACGUUGUUUCAGAAGUCUUUUUAGAAAUAUUAUACCCACGUGUUUGUAACAGUAGUUGGAGGCAGGCUGCUCUUACAAGCACAAGUGUCCUUGUGCUCUAUAGUCCCAUGUCUGUAAAUAUAUCUUUUUGUUUUUUGGUCAUUGACCUUAUUGGUAUUUUCAAUACACUACUUGUCUGUGAAGCUCA
Carassius auratus (goldfish) is the source of this 2398-nucleotide messenger RNA. It is a transcript of the gene ssbp4, whose product is annotated as single stranded DNA binding protein 4. The coding region runs from base 1 to 1161 and encodes 386 amino acids. The record is from RefSeq and is a predicted model, not a curated record. Lineage: Eukaryota; Metazoa; Chordata; Actinopteri; Cypriniformes; Cyprinidae. Gene Ontology annotation, cellular component: nucleus. Gene Ontology annotation, biological process: positive regulation of transcription by RNA polymerase II. The transcript has 18 exons. Gene Ontology annotation, molecular function: single-stranded DNA binding; protein binding.